AUGCGUACCCUGAGUUUAGCAACUCUCUUGAGUGCCGUCUCGACGGCCAGUGCCUUCCAAGGCUUCAACUAUGGCUCUACCUUUACCGACGGCCGCGCAAAGACGCAAUCGGACUUCGAGGCCGAGUUCAAGGCCGCCGCCAGUCUCGAGGGCACCAACGGUGCAUUCACCUCCGCCCGUCUUUAUACCAUGGUUCAAGGUGGCAGCACAAACGAUCCCAUCUCAGCCAUCCCCGCCGCCAUCUCUACAAAGACCAGCCUGUUGCUUGGCCUCUGGGCUUCUGCCGGCGAUGCCACCUUUGCGAACGAGCUCGAGGCCUUGAAGAAGACAGUGUCCCAAUACGGCAGUCAACUCAAUGGCCUUGUUGCUGGCAUCUCUGUUGGCAGCGAGGAUCUUUACCGCCACUCUCCAACUGGUAUCGCCAAUGGCGAGUAUGCUGGCGCCGAACCCAGCACUCUUGUUAAGUACUUCAACCAGGUUCGAGAAGUCCUCAAGGACACACCUUUGAGCAAUGCCCCUCUGGGUCACGUCGACACUUGGACUGCCUGGGUUAACGGCAGCAAUAAGGCUGUCAUCGACGCAUGCGACUGGAUCGGUAUGGACGCUUACCCGUAUUUUGAGGACACCAAGCCCAAUGCCAUCUCCAACAGCAAGGAACGUUGGGCCGAUGCUUUGGGCGCAACUCAGGGUGCUGUUGGCGGCAAGCCGGUCUGGGUUACAGAGACUGGUUGGCCUGUCAGCGGCAAGACCGUUGGUGCUGCUGUUCCCUCGCUCGAGAACGCAAAGAAGUUCUGGGAUGACGUCGGCUGCCCUAUGUUUGGAAAGACCAAUGUCUGGUGGUACACUUUCCAGGACGCCUCUCCGACUUCUCCCAACCCUAGCUUUGGUGUCAUCGGCUCUACCCUGACCAACAAGCCUCUGUUCGACCUGUCCUGCGACAAGGCCAGCUCUGCAUCUUCAUCUGCUGCUCCCGAAACCAAGACUGCCACUCCUACUGCCUCUACCCAAGUGGCCGGUUCCGCUUCGGCCCCGGCUUCUGCCACUGGCACUGGCUCCGGUUCCGGUUCUGGUCAGCAGAGCACGGUUCCAGCCACUACUUUGGUUACUGCCGUGCCAUCCAGCGGCGCUGGCUCAGGCUCGGGCUCUGGCUCUGGCGGAAGCAGUGCCCCACCCUCGGCUUCCCAAGGCUCUGGUUCCGGGUCUGGGUCGGGAUCUGGCUCUGGCCGCCCUGGGACUAACGCUACCAUCAGCGUGCCCACGUCGGCUCCCACCACGGUUACCGGCAGCAGUGCCACCACCGCAACGUUCAGCAUUGCUGUUCUCGCUGGCAUGAUCGCUCUGGCGAUGUUCUAA
Colletotrichum truncatum is the source of this 1353-nucleotide messenger RNA. Its product is annotated as glucan 1,3-beta-glucosidase. The record is from RefSeq and is a predicted model, not a curated record. Lineage: Eukaryota; Fungi; Ascomycota; Sordariomycetes; Glomerellales; Glomerellaceae. Gene Ontology annotation, cellular component: cell surface; extracellular region; fungal-type cell wall. Gene Ontology annotation, molecular function: glucan endo-1,3-beta-D-glucosidase activity. Gene Ontology annotation, biological process: carbohydrate metabolic process; cell wall organization.